Chlorocebus sabaeus (green monkey) is the source of this 1925-nucleotide messenger RNA. NCBI's taxonomy places the organism in Eukaryota, Metazoa, Chordata, Mammalia, Primates, Cercopithecidae. The record is from RefSeq and is a predicted model, not a curated record.
CCGCCCACCGCCCACGCGCGGCCCGGCCCGGCUUUUCCUAAAACCGAGUCGGUGUUGCCCGAGGAGGCGCUCUCCGCGAGAAGCGGGGACUUCGGCGGCCACGCCUCAGACUCGGGGGCUGCAGCCGCGGCGUUGGGCGGAGCUGCUCGGUGGAGAGGCCGAGCCCCUGCAGUCUCUCAGAGCUGGAGCGGGAUGCAGAGUGGAGGCCUUGGCGGCGCUGGACUCUGCCUGAGCAGGGAACCUCGAAGCCUCCUCUCCAGUCAUGAGAGAAAGAAAAGUUGGGGUCCGGCGCGGGGUGCGGGCUUGGAAUCCCGGCACUUUGGGAGGCCGAGGCGGUAGGAUCGCCUGAGCUCAGGAGUUCAAGACCAGCUAGGUCAACAUGGCGAAACCCUGUGUCUUACCAAAAAUGAACAAAUCAACUGGGCUUGAGGGGUGCCUGGCUGUGGUCCCAGCUACUCAGGAGGCUGAGGCUUCUCCGGGGAAAGUGACUGAGGCAGUGAAAGUAGCCAUUGACGCAGGGUACCGGCACUUCAACUGUGCUUACUUUUACCACAACGAGAAGGAGGUUGGAGCAGGGAUCCGUUACAAGAUCAAGGAAGGAGCCGUAAGACGGGAGGAUCUGUUCAUUGCCAGUAAGCUGUGGUGCACCUGCCACAAGAAGUCCUUAGUGAAAACAGCAUGCAGAAGGAGUCUAAAGGCCUUGAAGCUGAACUAUUUGGACCUCUACCUCAUACACUGGCCCAUGGGUUUCAAGCCUCCUCAUCCAGAAUGGAUCAUGAGCUGCAGUGAACUUUCCUUCUGCCUCUCACAUCCUGGAGUGCACGACUUGCCUCUGGAUGAGAGCGACAUGGUCAUCCCUGGUGACACGGACUUCCUGGACACGUGGGAGGCCAUGGAGGACCUGGUGAUCAUCGGGCUGGUGAAGAACAUCGGAGUGUCAAACUUCAACCAUGAGCAACUUGAGAGGCUUUUGAAUAAGCCUGGGUUGAGGUUCAAGCCAGUAACCAACCAGAUUGAGUGCCACCCAUAUCUUACUCAGAAGAAUCUGAUCAGUUUUUGCCAAUCCAGAGAUGUGUCCGUGACUGCUUACCGUCCUCUUGGUGGCUCGUGUGAAGGGGUUGACCUGAUAGAUGACCCUGUGAUCCAGAGGAUUGCAAAGGAACACAGCAAGUCUCCUGCUCAGAUCUUGAUCCGAUUUCAAAUCCAGAGGAAUGUGAUAGUGAUCCCCGGAUCUAUCACCCCAAGUCACAUUAAAGAGAAUAUCCAGGUGUUUGAUUUUGAGUUAACACAGCACGAUAUGGAUAACAUCCUCAGCCUAGACAGGAAUCUCCGACUGGCCACGUUCACCAUAACUAAAAAUCACAAAGACUACCCUUUCCACAUAGAAUACUAGGACAGCUUCCCGUUCCUUGUUUCUGCUCAGCCCAGAUGCACCAACACCAUUGGUGAUGUUGACCCUCCUCUGUCAUCACAGCGCCAGGGCAGCUGUGCCUGGGAUGGGAGCCACACAGUCGGGGGGCUGCAAGAACCGCCUUCUCUGACAAAUCUGGAGAAUUGAGUGUGUUCUAAGUGAAGGCAAUGGGGUUUCUCCAAGACAGCCUGUGUGGCCUCUACUCUGAAAACAAAGACACUGAUGAUUGAUCAAUGAAAUUUGCCUUCACAUUUUAAGAAAACUUUAUCUUAUGGAAUUAUUUAAGCCAUCUGCAGAGCCGAGGAAACAGUGUAAUGUGUCUCUGCCCCAUUGCCCAGCUCCACCAAUUGUGCCCCAGGCCAGCCUGCAUCACCUUCACUUCCUUCUCUGCCCUGCCAGUGACCCCCAGGUUGUUCUAAAGCAGAGUCCUUCCCUUCUCCCAGUGGGAAGUGAAAUGGGGUAAGUCUGGGACACUGUCAGAGUUCAAUAAAGAGGCUUUUUUCUUCCUUAAAAA